This is a messenger RNA of Fibroporia radiculosa, 1404 nucleotides long. RefSeq lists its product as uncharacterized. The transcript is spliced from 12 exons. Gene Ontology annotation, biological process: transmembrane transport. The record is from RefSeq and is a predicted model, not a curated record. Lineage: Eukaryota; Fungi; Basidiomycota; Agaricomycetes; Polyporales; Fibroporiaceae. Bases 1 to 1404 code for a protein of 467 amino acids. Gene Ontology annotation, cellular component: fungal-type vacuole membrane. Gene Ontology annotation, molecular function: transmembrane transporter activity.
AUGUCUCAGUCACGCAAUGACAUGACGGAAGUCGUUAUGAAUAUGCCCGAAUUGACUGAAGCAGGACUGUCACCUGUGUAUGAACACAGCACGAUCCGUGUGUUCGACUGGGGGCACGAGAAACGCGAGUCGGCUGGUGGAAUUGUUUGCGAGCAGCCCAAAGGCGAGACAGCAGCGGACAAAGUGGAGGACGAAGAGACCUACAUGGACUUUCCCGACGGUGGACUUCGGGCAUGGCUUGUCGCGCUGGGCGUUGGGUGUGGGAUUUGUGCGACCUUUGGGUUCGUCAACGCAUGGGGUGUCUUCCAAGCAUAUUAUGAGGAAACUAUGCUCCCUAACACACCGCCAUCCACAAUAGCAUGGAUCGGAUCGGUCCAAUACGCGCUCGUGUUCAUACCAGGUCUAAUAUUUGGGCGACUAUUCGACAUCGGCUAUUUUAAGCUACCUGUUAGUAUCGCCGCGGCUGUCCUGGUGACUGCCACGUUCCUUGUCGCGGAAUGCAAAGAAUUCUGGCAGCUUGUCCUAUGUCAAGGUCUUGCCGUCGGAUUUGCUUCCGGUGCCGUAUUUGGGCCAGUGAUGGGAAUAUUACCCCACUGGUUUCAAAAAAGGCUAGGCAUCGCAUACGGCCUAACGGCAACAGGCUCUAGUAUAGGCGGGACAUUGUUUCCGAUCGCCGUACGCAACCUGAUUCAGGAAGUGGGAUUCCCAUGGACUAUGCGCAUCAUAGGGUUCAUCCUCAUUUUACUCCUCGGCGUCUGUGUCGUUACUACAGAUCGUCGGCUCCCUCCAAAACCCAAGCCCGGACCCUUCAUCAAUCUGCAUGCAUUUAAGAAUCGUGCAUAUGCUACAUACUGCAUUUCGGGAUUCGUAAAUUACCUCGGAUUGUAUACUGUAUUGACGUAUAUUGAUGUCAGUGCUACCGCAUCUGGUGUUCCCGUGGAAUUUUCCUUCUAUCUGCUUCCAAUCGCAAAUACAGGCUCGUUCUUCGGCCGUGUAUUGGCUGGAAUAUUGUCUGAUCGUUAUGGACCACUCAACACUAUCAUCCCAGCGAACUGCAUCGCUGGAAUCAUGACGUAUAUUUGGCCGCUUACAAGUUCCAAAGGAGGCGCAAUCGGUGUCGCCAUCAUUUACGGCAUGACAUCAGGCAUUUAUGCUUCCUUGAUCGCGCCGCCUAUCGUCGGAAUGGGGGAUCGGUGGAAUGUAGGCACACGGAUCGGAAUGGCGUUCACCCUUGUGGCUCUGGGUGCGCUCUCUGGACCUCCCAUAUCCGGCGCAAUCAAUACCGCGACAAAUGGGUUUAAAUUCGUGGGCAUAUAUGCAGGCAGCGCUAUUCAAGUUGGCGUGGUCUUAUUGCUCAUUACGCGAUACUUUGUCCUGCAAGGGCAAUUCUUCGGGAAGUGUUAA